Messenger RNA from Daldinia vernicosa, 1137 nucleotides. Its product is annotated as glycoside hydrolase family 45 protein. Gene Ontology annotation, biological process: carbohydrate metabolic process. Lineage: Eukaryota; Fungi; Ascomycota; Sordariomycetes; Xylariales; Hypoxylaceae. The coding region runs from base 299 to 991 and encodes 230 amino acids. Gene Ontology annotation, molecular function: cellulase activity. The record is from RefSeq and is a predicted model, not a curated record. The transcript is spliced from 2 exons.
GGCACUUAGUUUGGCGCUAUUCUGGGCGGGUCGCCGCACGACUCGAGCCGUCUUAACGGCAGAGUGCCCAGAGAUUUCUCGAAUAUGGAAAGAUAUUACUACUUCCGGUGGGCCAUAUUGAGGGGAUAAGAUCGGCGGCCUUACUUUCAGCCUGGUAAAUAGCUCUGCACGGUCGUGGGAUCUUUUAAAGACUGACCGGCUCCCGGAUUGCGUGCUACUCCUCUUCUGUUUCUUACUUUCAUAUCAUAGAUACGAGAUACGAAAAUACAUUCAGUUCGAACAUAUCUCAAAAGGAACAAUGCAGCUCACAACAACCUUGGGACUCGCGGUCCCCUUGCUGGCGCAGUUAGCGUCGGCGCAGGCGUCCGGGUCGGGACAGACGACACGAUACUGGGACUGCUGCAAGCCGAGCUGCGCAUGGGCAGCGAAGACCGACAGCGGAAAAAUGAUCGGCACCUGUAGCAAGGCGGACCAGCCGCUCGGCGACAACGGAGCGACCAAGAGCGCGUGCGACAGCGGCGGCUCGGCAUACAUGUGCAGCAACCAGAGCCCGUGGGCCGUCGACGAUACUCUCAGUUACGGAUGGGCUGCCGUGAGAAUCCAGGGACAGACCGAGACUACCUGGUGCUGCGCUUGCUACGAAUUGACCUUUACCAGCGGUCCGGUUAGCGGCAAGAAGAUGAUCGUCCAGGCUAGCAACACGGGAGGUGACUUGGGCGAGAACCACUUUGAUCUUGCAAUCCCCGGCGGUGGUGUCGGAAUCUUCAACGCCUGCACGGACCAGUACGGCGCUCCGGCCAACGGGUGGGGCGAGCGGUACGGCGGCGUGAGCUCGCGCGAGGCCUGCGACGGGUUCCCCGAGGCGCUGAAGGCGGGUUGCUACUGGCGCUUCGACUGGUUCGGCGGCGCGGACAACCCGUCCGUCAGCUUCAAGCAGGUUACGUGCCCUUCGGCCCUCACCGAGAAGAGCGGCUGCUCCCGCAACAGCUAGAUGCAAAGGUUAAGAAAUGGGUUACCUAGUAUAUGGUGGUACUUAGGGGUUCGAGGGAAAGAAUGAUGAGGGGGUAUGGCUUGGGUGGAUGUAUAUAGGUUGGGAGAUGUGGUGGGAAGGAUAUAGAAAUUUCACGUAUAUUAAAA